Pestalotiopsis fici W106-1 is the source of this 732-nucleotide messenger RNA. RefSeq lists its product as uncharacterized. The record is from RefSeq and is a predicted model, not a curated record. The transcript is spliced from 3 exons. NCBI's taxonomy places the organism in Eukaryota, Fungi, Ascomycota, Sordariomycetes, Amphisphaeriales, Sporocadaceae. Bases 1 to 732 code for a protein of 243 amino acids.
AUGGUCAUGCGUACCUUUAUUGGUGCAAUCCUCACGACCAUCUCUAGCUCUACCAACAUUGCCGUUCUCGUGGGUUUCAAUGGCGAACCAGGGUGGCUCUGUUUGCUUUGCUGUAAUUGUGAUAUCCUCUUUUGCAGCAUCGUGGUUCAUUGGGUUACUUCGCACGACAAUGCAGCUACCGAGAGCAGCACCGAUCUCAAGAUUUCGAUUCUGACCGCGGCACGGCACAGCUACCGAGACAGACCAACAUCGGGCGGGAGCUUGGGGUCACGGAGAGUGGGAACGGCAAGUGGGACGGGAACGGGGACGGGAGAGCCGGCGGAUGGGGACAGAGGAGACUAUGAUUUUCCCGCCGGGGGCGUCGGCCGCGGUGGUGGUGGUGGUGGUGGUGGUGGUGGUGGAAGAAGAGGCGGCGGCGGCGGAAUCGGCAUUCACCGUAGCGUAACGACAAGGACCGAGUACCGACCGCUCGACGAAAUGGACGUGACGACGUACCCGUUCCGACGCGCCGAUGCCUCUGCGUACUGGUCGACGGAGCUCCUCAACUGCGACAAGGCCAACGAGACGACGCCGCUUCACCACGAUGGCGGUCACGGUAGCGAGCCUGCGGCUGUUGUUCCAAAAAUACCACCAAUAGUACCCGGCCUCGCGGCCCCGACUGGCGUGGUAGAGACCGUCAUAGUAAGCGGCAAGGACACGCCGACACCGUUUGAGAACCAGGGAUCAUCAUGA